GAAAUGAACGAUGCUAAACCCUUGGCCUUGGGAAACAAAAAGCCUGGACCGAAAGUGAGAGAGUGGACAGCGAAGGUAUGGCUAUUAUUGGGGAUCUGAGAGUCUCGGCUACACUGGCUUCUCACUCUCUCCGGAGCUCUUUGCCGUCUUCAAAGGUAGAAUCCGUUAGCUUUCUGAAUGGAGGGUCUAGCAUUUCUGAAAUUAAACCGAAGUGGCCCAGUAUGGCAUUUGAUAGACGUGAUAUUCGUCAACAUUCCAAGCGAUCUAUUGGAGAUUUUCAAAUGUCGCCAAACUCCAUUAACCAAGAUGCUGAGAGCUUCCUCAUUAAUGCCAUCAAUAUGAGUUUCUUUGAACGAUUCAACUUGGCUUGGAAGAUAUUGUUCCCAUCACCAGCCUCUAGAAGGAGCUCUAAUGCAAAUAUAGCCAAGCAGCGCUUGAAGAUGAUCCUCUUCUCUGACCGAUGUGCAGUUAGUGAUGAGGCUAAACGGAAGAUUGUCAACAACAUUGUGCAUGCUCUAUCAGAUUUUGUGGAGAUAGAAUCGCGUGACAAAGUUCAGCUGAGUGUGUCUACUGAUACUGACCUCGGUACCAUUUACUCUGUCACGGUGCCUGUAAGACGGGUUAAGCCAGAAUAUCAAAUUGGAGAUGAGACUGGAACAAUAACAAAUAUCGAAUACAAAGAUACUGGAGAAAAUUCUGGUUCUGUUGAUGUCAGGUUCGAUUUCUUUGUCCCUGACGAAUGAACCGAAUGAUUCCCAGGUUCAAGAAAGAGAUUGUGGUUGGCAAAUAACAGAAGUUUCUCGUUUAGACGUGUUUCAAUCUCAGUGAGUGAGACUACCUUGUUGUCCUGUAUAUAUAUGAAAAAUUCAUGCUAGCCGAUUAACGAUUUACGUUUCUUCUGCUAA
Molecule: messenger RNA, 905 nt
Organism: Rosa chinensis
Lineage: Eukaryota; Viridiplantae; Streptophyta; Magnoliopsida; Rosales; Rosaceae
Product: cell division topological specificity factor homolog, chloroplastic
Exons: 2
Coding region: 78-743 (221 amino acids)
Biological process (GO): regulation of division septum assembly; cell division; chloroplast fission
Source: RefSeq, a predicted model, not a curated record